Messenger RNA from Nematostella vectensis (starlet sea anemone), 1924 nucleotides. Its product is annotated as endosome-associated-trafficking regulator 1. Gene Ontology annotation, biological process: positive regulation of cilium assembly; positive regulation of protein localization to cilium; regulation of cytokinesis. The coding region runs from base 545 to 1429 and encodes 294 amino acids. Gene Ontology annotation, cellular component: midbody; centrosome; recycling endosome. Lineage: Eukaryota; Metazoa; Cnidaria; Anthozoa; Actiniaria; Edwardsiidae. The record is from RefSeq and is a predicted model, not a curated record. The transcript has 8 exons.
UCCGACUAAAAGCCUUCAUCCGUUAUUUAUUUUUGUCUUUCAUUCAUACUAUAUUUCUUCCAUUCAUCCAAAUUGCGCGUUCUUAUCUUUGUACAAGCCUUCAAGCUCGGAUAGACACCUGGCUUGAUGGUUGGUUUAGAACUGUAAAACAAAGCUUUAAGUGAGGGUACAGAAACCAUUGAAAACAUUUAUAAGCAUAAUACAUCUAAAUUAAAGCAAAAGUCACCGAGAUAUCGCUACUCUAAAAAGAUUUUGUUAUUGCAUAGGAUAGGCAGUAAUUCUGAUAGAUGCUUGCUAAGGAGUGCCUGACAGUGACGUCUGAGCCAAUCUCUUCAAACCCGGUAUUUUACUUUAAGGCCGCCUCUCAAUUUACAUAGUAAUCAAUGCGAGAGGCUAGACUUGCCUAGAUCAUUCGGCGUCGAAUUCUUUCAGCAUUAGAUCACUGGGUAGUUAUUUAGAAUGCUAGCAAAUCUAGGUUAAGGGAUUUUCCCUCUGAUAAGUUCCAUCUGGCGUGAAAGAGACGAAGUGGAAUUCUGCUGUCAUAAUGUACAAGUGUUUCCAAGCAUCGACGUUGUCUUUGACAAUGCGCCGAUCAAAUGGUACCAAGGAUCACUCCAUGUCCAACCCGUUUUCCUUCAAGAACUUCGUGUCUAGGGACAAGGACGUGGCCUCCAAGAAGAAAAGAGUUUUGCAGAUAAUUGGCGAUGAAGUCCACGAAAUUAAACCAACACCUACACAAGGAACUCACAACGAUGAUAACUCACAGUACUUGUUUGGCUUCACCCCUCCUGGGUCCGGAUCUGAAUCAUCUGAUGACGAGGCUGAGGCUGACAGACAUGACUCCGCCCACAAUCACUCGCCCAAGUCAGGAUCUGUCAAUUACUUUGUGGCACCAGCCGAGAGCUCGCACUCACAGCUUGUACUAAUAGAGGAACUAAACCAGUUACGUGAAGACAACGAAAGGUUAAAAAAAGAGGUGGAGGAAAUCACGACUUCGCGUGAUUAUGAAAAGAAAAAAGUUACAGUUCUACAAAACAAGUUGAAAAUGAUUGAAAAACGAGAGGCUGAUGAAACAGCAGCGCUAGAAAACAUGGUUCAGAUGGUGGAGAAAAACCUCGAGCUCACCACGCAAAGAGCCCUUCGAGCCGAGACAACCGUCACCAAGCUUAAAGAAGAAAUCAAGCAGGUUAAGGCAGAUACUGUUCCUAUGGCAACCUAUCAACAACUGCUGAACACGCACCAUAGUACUUUAAACGCCGUCAAAGAGAAGUCCUUAUCAGCAGCCGACGAGAUGGCGACGACUGCCCGACGAGCCGAACAGGCACUCAGGGACCUCUACUCUGGCGUCGAAACACUUAAGUUCGUCUCUUCCCAACUGAACUACAUCGACAGAAUAACAGAAGUCCCCAAGCACCCCGAAGAUACGUGACAUUACACACGUGUUUGCACAAGGCUGUACACGUGAAAAAUGACGCUGUUCACGUGAAGCAUGACGCAGUUCACGUGAAACAUAACGCUGGACACGUGAAUAAUGACGCUGUUCACGUGAAACAUAACGCUGGAGACGUGAAUAAUGACGCUGUACAAGUGGCACAUAACGCUGGACACGUGAAACGUCGCUGUACACGUGAUACAUGACGCUGAACACGUGAUACUUACAGUUCCACACUUGGAGCUUGUCAGCUUGUCACGUAGCACAGAAGGCUUGGCAAAUGAAGCAUGAGGCACGUAAAACAAAGUUAGACACGUGACACUUCGAGCACGUGUGGGACGCGGCGUGGAUCGAUUGUUGAGCAGGAAGUAAGACCGUGUGUGGUAUCGAGAUGGGUAUCCUGAUGCUGACUAAAAUAACAAGAUGUACGAAUAGCUAUUCGUCUCCGCCUUCUUGUAUAUAUAUUGAUCAUCUAAUAAUAGAUUCAAAUUA